AUGCUUUCAGGGUCUUCAGGGACUUCAGGGUCCUGGCCCUUCGCUCCCUCACUCUCGCUGUCGACAUUUUUCUACCUGUCACUCGCUCUUACCACGUCGAUCCUCGCUCAAGAUGUCCAACUCCGACCUACCGCCGCUUCCAGCACGUUUCCAGCCUGCGGGUUGACCUGCUCUGCCCUCUCACAAGCCGACGACUCGUGCACACCUCCCACCGCUCAAACGACCAAUCGACAGACAUACGUUUCAUGCUUCUGCCAGUCAGAUUUACUCAAGAACCUCCAGACUACUGCGGCAGGCACAUGUGACGACACCUGCACGAGUUCCGACGAUCAACAGCUCCUGCAGCAGUGGUACGUCGACUUCUGCAACAGUGGAGGCGACACGGACAGCACUUCCGGUACGACGGAGGACUCGACGAGUAACAGCAACUCGGGCAACAACAAUAACAGCAGCAAUAACAACAACAAUGGUACCUCGAGCGCAGACUCUGCGGCAGACACUUCCAGUUCCUCCGCGGCGAAUCGCAGAGCUCCGCAGUCAUGGUGGGAUGGCCAUUACCAAUGGGUGAUCAUGGUCAUUGUCCUUGCGGUCGGAUUCACCGCUAUAGCCAUCCUCGGCAUCUGGCUCAAAAAGCGACACGACAGGAAACAUCCGCCAUACCAUGCCACCCAAGGCGCAAGCGGCAGCCGUGUAUUCAACCAGGACUCCCUCGGACCGGAUCUCGUACCCCGCGCUCGCUCUGUCAACACAGUUUCCUUCGCUAGCAGCUCUCGCACAAAUGUUGGUCCGCCGAAUCGACAAGUUCCUACACCGUCGCCGCUGCAGAACGCGCAGGGGGUAGACCACGAUGUUGAGGUUAGGGAAGCACCGCGAUAG
This is a messenger RNA of Aspergillus mulundensis, 876 nucleotides long. RefSeq lists its product as uncharacterized. The transcript is spliced from 2 exons. The coding region runs from base 1 to 876 and encodes 291 amino acids. The record is from RefSeq and is a predicted model, not a curated record. Lineage: Eukaryota; Fungi; Ascomycota; Eurotiomycetes; Eurotiales; Aspergillaceae.